AUGUUGCUGAGGGGCAGCCCCCGGCGGUUUCUGGAGCACCAUCUUCUCUUUGUGGAGAACGCAGAGCAGCAGUACCCAGCUCGGGAGUCGCUCCCGAAUCCAUUCAUGACUGAGGAACCCUCUGUCCCUGCCGAGCCAGACCUGCCUUCCUCCAACCACACCAACGCGACGGACUGCGGCGAGGAGAUCCUGCUCUAUGGGGACACUGAGAAGAUUGUCAUUGGAGCUGUGCUCUCCAUUAUCAUCCUCAUGACCAUCGCAGGCAACGGUCUGGUCAUCAUCUCUGUCUGCAUUGUCAAGAAGCUCCGGCAGCCAUCCAACUACCUGGUGGUGUCCCUCGCUGCCGCUGACCUUUCGGUGGCCUUCGCUGUCAUGCCCUUUGUGACCAUCACGGACCUGGUGGGGGGAGAGUGGCUCUUUGGGAAGGUGUUUUGCAACGUGUUCAUCGCCAUGGAUGUCAUGUGCUGCACUGCCUCCAUCAUGACCCUGUGCAUCAUCAGCGUGGACAGGUACCUGGGGAUCACUCGUCCGCUGACGUAUCCCGUGAGACAAAACGGGAAGCUGAUGGCCAAGAUGGUCUUCAUCGUUUGGCUCCUGUCCGCCUCCAUCACGCUUCCUCCUCUUUUUGGCUGGGCUAAGAACGUCACCGUGGAAAGAGUCUGCCUGAUCAGCCAGGACUUUGGGUACACGGUCUAUUCCACAGGGGUCGCCUUCUACAUCCCUAUGGCGGUCAUGCUCGUCAUGUACAGCCGGAUCUACAAAGCUGCCAAGGUGAGCGCUGAGAAGCACCGCUUUAUGAACUUCUCCAAGCACUAUGAAGAGGAGGGUGUCUACUGCCUGGAGGCCUCCAGCCGCGGCCAUCCCAGCUCCAAGCGCACCAAGGCGGUGGAGGAAUGUGCCACUCUCUCCAAACUGCUCCGGCAAGACCGGAAGAAUAUUUCCAUCUUCAAACGGGAACAAAAAGCAGCCAGGACCCUUGGUAUAAUCGUGGGGGCUUUUACAUUUUGUUGGCUGCCUUUCUUCCUUAUGUCAACGGCUCGGCCUUUUAUCUGUGGUAUACACUGCAGCUGCCUGCCCCUGAGGCUGGAGAGGACUCUGCUCUGGUUGGGAUACACCAACUCCCUCAUCAAUCCCUUAAUUUAUGCUUUCUUUAACCGAGACUUGAGGACUACCUUCUGGAACCUUCUGAGGUGCAGGUACAGGAAUAUCAACAGGAGACUUUCUGCCGCCAGCAUGCACGAGGCCCUGAAAGCCACAGAGAGACACGAAUGCAUCCUGUAG
This is a messenger RNA of Lagopus leucura (white-tailed ptarmigan), 1281 nucleotides long. RefSeq names its product 5-hydroxytryptamine receptor 7-like. The transcript has 2 exons. Gene Ontology annotation, molecular function: G protein-coupled serotonin receptor activity. Gene Ontology annotation, cellular component: membrane. NCBI's taxonomy places the organism in Eukaryota, Metazoa, Chordata, Aves, Galliformes, Phasianidae. The record is from RefSeq and is a predicted model, not a curated record. Gene Ontology annotation, biological process: adenylate cyclase-activating adrenergic receptor signaling pathway; smooth muscle contraction; vasoconstriction. The coding region runs from base 1 to 1281 and encodes 426 amino acids.